AUGGCCGGGCUGAACGAAGACACCACGACUCGCCUUCCUGACCAGGGGCCAGCAAGGAGGAAGUCCGAAGAUUCCAUAUCCUCAGCGUCGACGACAAGCCUGGUGUUCGAGCGAAUCGGUGAACGAGUUGACGCAUCUGAUGAGAAGGGGUCAAACGGGAACGGGAAGACGAUGGUGACCCCGAAGUUUCGCGCGCGGAGCGAAUCGAGAGGAUACGCCGACGACGAGCAUGCGACGACAUCGCACGAUGACGAAGAGAAGGACGACUACGAUCUUGAGACUGGUCCAUUCCUAAGCCACAAUUCAACUGAGCAGACAGUGGACAAGAAAUUCCGGCGAUUGCUAUGGAUAGUUGGAGGGGUAUUCAUAGGCGUCUGGCUGCUGGCCCUCGUUCUAUUUCUCUCACGGCAGUCGUAUCGACAUGUUUCUUCGAACCCCCAUAAUCCCUCGGCGAUUCCGUCCGCAGGUAAUGGAAAGAAGGUCACACUAGAUCAUGUUAUGAGCGGAAAAUGGGGGCCUAAAACGGCGGGCAUAAGUUGGAUCGAAGGCGCAAACGGCGAGGAUGGAUUGAUGCUCGAGCAUAAUGCUGUCGGAAAAGACUAUCUGGUGGUCAGUGAUGUAAGAGGCAGCGAAGCGGACGGAGGGCCGCAAGGAACAAAGACGUUGAUGAAGACCGCGAACUUUGAUGUUGGGGGUAAAACACAUACCACUGGCAAUGUGUUUCCUAGCAAGGAUCUGAAGAAGCUUCUCCUUGCGACAGGCAUUCAGUCGAAUUGGAGACACUCGUUUUACGCCCAAUACUGGAUUUUCGAUGUCGAGACCCAGACCGCCGAAGCUUUAGAUGCUGCGGAGCCGGAUAGCAGAAUUCAACUGGCCAGUUGGAGUCCUCAGAGCGAUGCUGUGGUCUUCACUAGAGAAAACAACCUCUAUAUCAGAAAGUUAUCUUCGAAGACGGUCACGCAAAUAACAAAAGAUGGCGGACCGAAUUUCUUCUACGGAGUUCCCGACUGGGUGUACGAGGAGGAAGUAUUUGCUGGGAACAGCGCCACAUGGUGGGCUGAGGAUGGAAAAUAUGUUGCUUUCUUGCGAACGAACGAGUCCGAAGUUCCCGAAUAUCCCAUCCAAUAUUUUUUGUCCCGGCCAAGUGGGGUACAACCACAACCUGGCGAGGAAAACUAUCCGGAGGUUCGCGAAAUCAAGUAUCCAAAGUCUGGUGCCCCCAACCCGUCUGUGGCGCUACAAUUUUACGAUGUCGAGAAAGGAGAGGUUUUCGGAAUCGAGGUUGCUGGGUCAUUUGCAGCAGACGAUCUCCUCAUCACCGAAGUGAUCUGGGCCGGUUCGAAGGCUUUGAUCCGGGAAACAAACAGAGAGAGUGACGUACUCCGAGUUGUUCUCGUUGAUGUCGCUGAGAGAUCCGGGAAAACUGUACGAAAUGAAGAUAUUCAAUCGGAGGACGGGGGAUGGUUUGAGGUGUCUCAAAAGACCAGAUACAUUCCUGCAGACCCAAGCAAUGGCCGCCCAGAAGCCGGGUAUAUCGAUACUGUCAUUCACAACAAUUAUGAUCAUCUUGGAUACUUCAGUCCGUUGGAUAACCCGGUUCCGACCCUGUUGACUUCUGGCAACUGGGAGGUGGUUGAAGCUCCAUCAGCGGUGGACCUGAAGAAGAAUCUGGUGUAUUUUGUUGCAACCAAGGAGUCAUCCAUUCAACGUCAUGUGUACAGUGUCUUCUUGAAUGGGAGUAAUCUCCAACCUCUCACUGAUACGAGCAAAGAGGGCUAUUAUACUGCAUCUUUUUCCAGUGGUGCAGGGUACGCUCUCAUAACCUACAACGGUCCAGACAUUCCAUGGCAGAAAGUCAUCAGCACGCCUAGCAACUCUGAUCACUACGAGAAAAGUAUCUCAACAAACUCUGAACUUGCUGAAAUGGCCAAGAAGUACGAGCUCCCACACCUAAUAUAUUCGACUGUGAACAUCGAUGGCUUCGACUUGAAUGUCGUGGAGAGAAGACCGCCUCACUUCAACGAAAAUAAAAAGUAUCCUGUUCUUUUCCAUCUAUAUGGCGGUCCUGGAUCACAAACGGUCACGAAGCGUUUUGGCGUCGACUUUCAAUCUUAUAUUGCCGCGAAUCUCGGCUACAUCGUUGUCACUGUGGAUGGCCGUGGCACUGGGUUUAUCGGACGACAGGCUCGCGUAAUUAUUCGUGGCAACCUCGGAUACUGGGAAGCUCGCGACCAGAUCGAGACUGCCAAGAUUUGGGCAGCGAAGAAGUAUGUUGAUGCCUCAAGGAUUGCGAUCUGGGGAUGGUCGUAUGGUGGAUUUAUGACUUUGAAGACUCUGGAACAAGAUGCGGGCCAGACAUUCUCGUAUGGCAUGGCUGUUGCUCCUGUGACCGACUGGGAAUUCUACGACUCCAUUUACACGGAACGGUAUAUGCACACACCUCAGCACAACCCGGAAGGAUAUAAGAACGCAACGAUCAGCAACAUGACCGCCCUACAGCAAAAUGUCAGGUUCUUGGUCAUGCAUGGAGUUGCAGACGACAAUGUUCAUAUGCAAAAUACUCUCACGCUUUUGGAUAAGCUGGACGUUGCUAGGGUGGAGAAUUAUGAUGUUCAUGUCUUCCCGGACAGUGACCACGGAAUAUAUUUUCACAAUGCUAACAGGAUCGUUUAUGACAAACUAAACAACUGGCUGAUCAACGCAUUCAACGGCGAGUGGCUCCGGACGAGUGAUCCUGUUCCUUUGCAAAUUGAUGCUGCUGCAGAAAAGCGAAGAUGA
Messenger RNA from Drepanopeziza brunnea f. sp. 'multigermtubi' MB_m1, 2778 nucleotides. RefSeq lists its product as uncharacterized. Gene Ontology annotation, molecular function: dipeptidyl-peptidase activity; serine-type peptidase activity. Gene Ontology annotation, cellular component: plasma membrane. Lineage: Eukaryota; Fungi; Ascomycota; Leotiomycetes; Helotiales; Drepanopezizaceae. Gene Ontology annotation, biological process: proteolysis. The record is from RefSeq and is a predicted model, not a curated record.